Messenger RNA from Rotaria socialis, 1869 nucleotides. The record is from the annotation of a GenBank genome assembly. NCBI's taxonomy places the organism in Eukaryota, Metazoa, Rotifera, Eurotatoria, Philodinida, Philodinidae.
AUGGGCUGCGCGGACUCACAUCAUGCUGCUGUCAAGUCAUCGAUUCAAAAAGAUUCAAAACAAAAAGUUCUGCAUCCACCAAACAGUGUUCAUCCAGUUCGGUCGCCAUUAGCAAACAAGAACCAUCUCAAAGAUCAUAACCAUCAUAACGGCUCUGCGUUUCAUACGAAAUUACCAGAUCACGGAGUCAACGAACGUAACAAACAUAUACAUGAUAGCCAUGUUAGCAAAAAGGGAGAUUCGUCUGUACAUGAUGGCAAUACACAUCAUACGAAAUGUGACAUUUGUGACAAAUGGCCAAUACUAUGUGAUCGAUAUAGAUGUUUAGAAUGUACAGAUUUUGAUGUAUGUGGGGAAUGUUUUGAGAAACGACGAGAAACAGAAAGUCACAAGAGUGGACACGCUUUUGCUCAUUUCAAAUUGCCUAUGGAAUUAUUCGGUAGGAUGAUCGGCGAUGUUGAUCAAGAAGUUACCAUGGAAAGAUUAGUAGAAAAUUUUCAAAAUGCCAAGCAUCAAGGAGUGGCGUGUGACGGUUGUUCAACCAAAUCAAUUACAGGAAUCCGGUUCAAAUGUGAUACAUGUCCUAGUUAUGAUCUAUGCCUGAAAUGCAUGAAGAAGAAAAAAGAAACACGUCAUCAUACAGCGAAACAUCCCCUGAUCGUUAUUGAUGAAAAUAAUUUGAAUGUAAUUGAAAUGAGUGAUAUUGAAUUAGGCCACAAAUUGGGUCAAGGCAAUUUCGGCAAAUCUAUACAUAUAAAUAUACUAAAACUAAUAUCUCAACUGAAAUAUCUCUAUAUUACAUUGGCGCUUGGUAUACUCAUUUAUCGUAUAGGUUCGGUUUACAAAGCUAAAUGGAUUUCAAGAAAUCAACAAGUUGCUUGUAAGGUAUUCGAUGUUCUACUCAAUCCGCAACUAAUAAAAAGUUUUGUAGAAGAACUAUCUGCAUACAAUGAAUUAUCAGGCGCUUAUAUCCUCAAAUUGUAUGGUUAUGUUCAUCAUACACUACCAGAUAGUAAUGGUGGAGUACAGUGCAUGCUUAUUAUGGAAAACAUGAAUAAGGGCAGUUUGACAUCAGUGAUACAAAAAGAAAAGGUCUCCAUCAUAACAAAGCUCAAUAUGGCUUUGAAUAUUGCUAGUGGAAUGCGUAAAAUACAUGGACGCAAGAUGAUUCAUCGGGAUAUUCGUCCUGAUAAUAUUCUCGUUAAUGACGAGUAUAUUGCUAAAAUUGGUGAUCUAGGUAUUGCGUAUAGAAUUCAAACUACUGCUCAACAAAUGGCUACAAAUACUGGAUGUAUAUCUUAUAUGCCACCAGAAUUUUAUAAACAUAAAUGUGAUCAAUCUCUCGACGUAUUCACUUUUGGUCUUACAUUAUACUUUAUAUUUACGGAGACAUUUCAUGCAUAUGAAGAAGAAGGAAAUAUAAUUAAGUUGACUAAGAAUAGUCCUGUUUUUGAAGAAAUAAUUGAACGGUGUGCUCAUCACGAUUCUAAACAACGUCCGCUGGCAGUGGAACUUGAAUCCAUAUUUGCUCUUUACAAACGAAUCUUUGAAAAAUAUGCUGCAGAAAAUAAUUUUGACUACAAAAGUCAACCACUUAAUCAGCAAAAUCGUUUUUUUCUCGAAUUUUACAGAUCAUUUCAUAAACGAGAUAAGGCAUCUAUGGAAACUCAAUUUUCUCGUGCAAGAGCGGACUCGUAUGAUUUCACGGCUAGCGAUGCAAUUAAAUCUACUCUUUUCGCAAUAGUGAUGAAAAAUGCAUUGGAAAAGGAAAUAGAAGGAAAACGAAAACGAAAAGGCGGCGAGAAAAACAGCAACGAUGAUAGUGAUAGUUAUAGUCAAGAUGAUUAUGAUGAUGAUGAUGGAAAUUAA